Molecule: messenger RNA, 2223 nt
Organism: Acanthoscelides obtectus
Lineage: Eukaryota; Metazoa; Arthropoda; Insecta; Coleoptera; Chrysomelidae
Source: the annotation of a GenBank genome assembly
ACCCAGCCCAUACUAUCCACGGGCCACGGUUGACUUGUGACCAUGAACGCAAAUCGACAUUGGCAUCAUCAUCAUCAUUGGUAUAGUUUUCUUUCAUAUGCGAUUUUGUGACGGUUCUUCGUUAUUCCUUUGUGUUUUCGGUGUAUUUUUGCAAGCCGUUGAUGUUUAGCUGUACCUCCCAAAUACGUUUUGGAGAUUUUGCAUGUAUCCUCGUAAGAAGAGUCCGGACGACGAGAAUAACAAACACCCGUCUUCCCCCACCACCGGUGGCCCACCCCACCACCAGCAUCGCCGCGGAGGCGGUGUGCUAAGCGCCGUUGUAGGCGGAGUCAAACGCACUACAUGCGUAACGAGAGGAGUGGCUACGUCGUUCGGCUUUAGAAGGGGCGGGGCGACGGGCGGCGGUAGCGCUGUUGCCGCUCGCCGAUUGGCCACCGCGCAUCGGCAGGACGGGAAUGGGAACGACGAUGAGACGGAGCCAUUGGCUACGGGGGCGUUACAACCUGGCAGGACCACGCCCAGGCUGGUACCGCCCAAAAAGGAUGCGCUUGGGGCUAAAGGAGCCAGGUUCGGAUUCAGACAGACGCAAAGCAACAGGCAGAACAAAGUAGCGGAUCUGAACACGCCUUUGGAGAUAGUCAAUCAAAACUGCAACAACAACAUGUUGAAAAGAACGGCAGCACCUUUGGGGAGAACGACCGUUAUGCCCACGGAUAAUAACAGGAACAAUAAUAGGGUGCUGAAACCUGCUACACAAACACAGGUUGGUAGGUACACGCUUCAAUCCACCCAGCUCCCCAGGCCUGAAUCCGUCAGACUGAUCGAAACAAAAUCGGCGAAAACAUUGGCCAACGUCAACAAACGAGCUGCUGGUAUGUAUCAACACCAUCAACAAUACAGUCCCGAGGAUUCCACGUCAAAAGAUGGAUCGUUGACUGAAGAUUCAGGAGUUGGAAGUCACUCCAGCACAGUUUAUCCUGGAGAAAACGAUCCGUUAACAGGCCUGGAGCAACUUGAGUCGUCACCUAAUUUCGGUGCCAGAAGGAGAAACAGUCAGAGGUGCAGGAAACUUGAAAUAAUAGUGUCGCCUAAGAAGACGUUUGACGUGAAAGAUGUGGACGAUUCCAAUGAUUCCUGUGACAGUAUUCCACCACCACCUUUGCCACAAUUACCUAGUGCGUUUAAUAUGCCAGACAAUAAGAAGAGACCAUAUCAAACCGGCCUAGUAAGAGAGCGUACCAUGGAGUACCAUCAAAACAUAGAGUGGGACAACCAGCGUGGCAGCUCACGAAAAAUCUCAGUGACUUCAUCGGAGGGAUUCAGUGACGACUACGGGGAUGAGGAGAAGACGUUCAGGGACUCGUUCAGGAGCGAGAAAACGUUCUUCAAAUCAGGGACCGGACAUAAAGCGUUCCUUAAGUCGAGGACGGAUAAUAAGGGAGACUCUAGCCCGCCAAGUUCGGAUGAACCUGACUGGAUUCACGGUGGCGAAGCCAUGGCAGACGAGACCAGUGUCUCAUUCAGCUCAAGUGACGAAAGCAGAGAUAAGAACCGAGAUCGAGACGAUUGCAGAUUGGAUCCCGAUCCUAUCCCAAUUUCAGCGGCAGCGCUCCAUAAUCUUAUGACAUGCAGCGCCACUAGCGGCGGGAGCGCGAGUCUCGCCUCCAGGUCAUUCACUACCACAGCGUCCACCGUCUCUGUGGAAAUGCAAGAUGACAGGUUGAUUAUCGAAGAUCAUAGGUUUGCGGCUGUUGCAGCUGCUGCUAGUAAUACAGAAUCUCUCCUGGAUGACGAAACCCUUCUAUCUCCAACCGACAGUAUCCUGAGUUGCACGGAGUCCGAGGAAAUAAGAAAGACCAAAGAACGAAACUCCUCCAACUCAAAAGAUAUCAACGAGAAACCGUCAUGUUCAUCGCCUGGAACUCCUACAAACGCCUCGAACUCGCUGUCGUUGUCUGAUGGAAAAGACGAUUUUUUGAUCGAUGAUGAAAUUGCUGAUCAACCGGCUCUGGUUUUUGAAGAUAACAUGACAGCAGGUACGUAUUUUUAUAGCUUUCAAUAUGUAUUCAUUCACAAAUAUAGCAUUUGGAUAUUUUAAAUCAUACUUGUUUUAAGCUUUCAUCAACAUUUUCCACAUACUACGCCAAUAGGGGAUAUGCAUGUAUUCUGUAGUUUCGAUUAUUUACGUGAAUAUAAUGCCAUAAACAAUAAAAUAUUUAAUAG